UUCACAAACUUUCACUAACUCUAACUCCAACCAUCACCACUACCAAUGAAAAACUUAGUAAGAUUUUCACCACAUCAUAAAACAACCAACCAAAGCUCCUUGUGGUGAAAAUGUUCAAACUACAGAAAUAGGUCACCAGCAUGCUAAAAGUGGUGGUGACUCUCUUCAACCCUACACAUGAAUAGUUCUAUAGAAAUCCAGACCGUCCAAAACCCCUGAACCAAUCGUAGAUGGAGCAUCAGCUGAAAACAUACACAUAAAAUAUGAUAGUAACCAUCUGAUUUUCCAAUGGAAUUUGGACUAAUUCCUAUUCUUCUUUUAACCAUGCGUUUUCUAGCUACUAUUUGAAUGGUUAGGAUUGCUCAAUGAGUGUGAUUUUAGACAUGUAAUCCAUCCACACCAUGCCCCACAAACUGGAUAGUAUGGAUAGCUACACAUGAGCUCCAAAUGUGAAGAGGGAGGAUGUGUCACCACCAUUUUAAAAAUGGUGGUGAACUACCAUAGAAGUGUUUCCUAGCUUAAACACCCUCCACCCUCAUUUUUUUCACCCUUCCAACCCCAGCUUCCCUCCACAUGCAUUCUUUUAACUCUCUAGCUUAAACCUGAAGCAUUGCCAUUCCCACCACCCCAUCUCCAUCACAUGCAAUGCUCCCUUCUCUCUUCUCCUUCACUUCAAAAACCAUCUUCACCACAUUCCCACACCCAUAACAUCACCACCACCACCAUAACACCACCAACCAUCCACUGACCACCACCACCACCCAACUAAAAAAAACCCCACCAACAUGAAAAAAUCCCAACCCCACAUCACCACCAUCAUGAUCAUGGCCAUCUUCUUCUUCUUGUCCUUCACCACCACCUUAUCCUCCAACCUCUCCCCUGAUGGCCAAGCACUUCUUUCUCUCCUUUCUCCAUCUUCUCUCCUCCCAUCAUGGGACCCAUCUCAUCCUACCCCAUGCACAUGGCAAGGCAUCACUUGCUCCCCACAAGGAAGAGUCAUUUCAAUCUCCCUCCCAAACACCUUCCUCAACCUCACCUCCAUCCCUCCAAAGCUCACCUCCCUCUCCUCCCUCCAACUCCUCAAUCUCUCCUCCUCCAACAUCUCUGGCACCAUCCCACCAUCCAUUGGACUCCUCUCCAACCUCCGCCUCCUUGACCUCUCCUCCAAUUCCCUCUCAGGCCCAAUCCCGCCUCAGCUGGGCACUCUCUACUCCCUCCAAUUCCUCCUCCUCAACUCCAACCGCCUAUCUGGGUCCAUCCCUCCCCAGCUCUCCAACCUCUCAUCACUUGAAAUCCUCUGCCUGCAAGACAAUCUCCUCAAUGGAUCGAUACCGUCACAAUUCGGCUCUUUAAUCUCCCUCCAGCAGUUGCGAAUUGGCGGGAAUCCUUUCCUCACUGGUGCAAUCCCAGCCCAAUUAGGCUCACUCACCAAUCUCACCACCUUCGGCGCAGCCGCCACUGGCCUCUUGGGCCCAAUACCAUCCACAUUCGGAAAUCUUAUGAAUCUUCAGACAUUGGCUCUAUACAACACUGAAGUCUCCAGUUCGAUCCCGCCUGAAUUGGGUUCUUGCUCUGAGCUGCGGAAUUUGUAUUUAUACACCAACAAGAUUGCCGGUUCGAUCCCGGCUGAGUUGGGUAAGCUGCAGGAGCUUACAAGCUUGCUUCUAUGGGGUAAUUCAAUCUCUGGGCCCAUCCCAGCCGAGCUUUCCAACUGUUCGUCGCUGGUCAUUCUCGACGUUUCAGCAAACAAGAUUUCGGGCGAAAUCCCGGGUGAGUUCGGAAGACUAACAGUAUUGGAACAGCUUCACCUUUCGGACAAUUUGCUGACAGGUUCAAUUCCAUGGCAGUUGAGUAACUGCACUAGCCUAACAGCUCUUCAGCUUGAUAAGAAUAUGUUAUCUGGGUCUAUUCCAUGGCAGAUUGGUAACUUGAAGUUUUUACAGAGCUUUUUCUUGUGGGGUAAUUCCAUAUCUGGAACCAUACCCGCCUCGUUCGGAAACUGCACUGAACUGUAUGCUCUUGAUCUUUCCAAAAACUGCCUUGUCGGGUCUAUCCCAGAAGAGCUGUUUGGAUUGAAGAAGCUGAGCAAGCUUCUGCUUUUGGGGAAUGCACUUUCAGGUGGGUUGCCUUCAAAUAUCUCAAACUGCCAGUCUUUGGUGAGAUUGAGGCUUGGAGAGAACCAGCUUUCUGGACAGAUUCCUAAAGAGAUUGGAAAAUUACAGAAUCUUGUUUUCUUGGAUUUGUACACAAACCACUUUUCAGAGAAUCUGCCCACUGAGAUUGCAAGCAUUACGGUUUUAGAACUGUUGGAUAUACACAACAACCACAUAACUGGAGAAAUCCCAGCUCAGUUAGGUGAGCUGAUAAAUCUAGAACAGCUUGAUCUUAGCCACAAUAACUUUUCUGGGGAAAUACCGUCAAGUUUUGGUAAUUUAAGCUACUUGAACAAGCUGAAUCUUAACAGCAAUCUAUUAACUGGGUCAGUGCCGAAAUCCAUACAGAACUUGCAGAAAUUGACAUUGCUUGAUUUGAGCUCCAAUAGCCUCUCUGGGCCUAUUCCUGCUGAGAUUGGAUAUGUGACGAGCUUGAUGAUUAGCUUGGAUUUGAGCUCAAAUGCAUUCACAGGCAAAAUUCCUGAGGAAAUUUCAGGUUUGACACAGUUACAGUCAUUGGAUCUUUCACACAAUUCGCUGUUAGGAGGAAUCAGGGUUUUGGGUCAGUUAACAAGUCUUACUUCUCUGAAUAUCUCAUACAACAAUUUCUCCGGACCGAUUCCAGUAACGCCAUUUUUCCGGACUCUAUCAGCUAAUGCAUACCUUCAGAAUCCAAAUCUAUGCCAAUCUCUUGAUGGGUCCAUCUGUUCUUCUACUCUCGUCCGUAGAUCAAGGCUUAAAGCUGUGAAAAUAGUGGCUUUGGUCUGUUUGAUUCUGGGUUGUGUGACAAUGUCCCUUUUCGCAUCUUGGAUUCUAAUAAAUAGAAAUAGAAAAUCAGCAGCUGAUAAUUCAUUGGAUUCAUCUUCGUCGAUGGGAGCAGCCGAUGAUUUCUCAUAUCCAUGGACAUUCACCCCAUUUCAGAAGCUGAAUUUCACUGUCGACAGCAUCUUGGAUUGCUUGAAAGAUGAGAAUGUCAUUGGGAAAGGGUGUUCAGGGGUCGUUUACAGAGCUGAGAUGCCGAAUGGGGAAGUGAUCGCAGUCAAGAAGCUUUGGAAAUCGAGCAAGGAGGAUGAUGGACAUGUUGAUGCUUUUGCUUCGGAGAUUCAGAUUCUUGGACACAUCCGUCAUAGGAACAUCGUGAAGCUCUUGGGUUACUGUUCGAACAAAUGCGUGAAGCUCCUUUUGUAUAAUUACAUCUCGAACGGUAAUUUGCAGCAGCUGUUGCAGGAAAACAGGAGCCUGGACUGGGAAGCAAGGUAUAAGAUUGCAGUGGGGUCAGCACAAGGUCUAGCUUACCUACACCAUGACUGUGUGCCUGCAAUUCUUCACAGAGACGUGAAGUGCAAUAACAUAUUGUUGGAUUCAAAGUUCGAAGCUUAUUUGGCGGAUUUCGGGCUGGCAAAACUGAUGAGUUCACCGAAUUUCCACCAUGCCAUGUCCAGAGUUGCGGGUUCUUAUGGGUAUAUAGCGCCAGAGUAUGGUUACACCAUGAACAUUACAGAAAAGAGCGAUGUUUACAGCUAUGGGGUCGUCCUGCUAGAGAUACUCAGCGGUCGCAGCGCUAUCGAACCACAGGUCGGCGAUGGGCUACACAUUGUCGAGUGGGUAAAGAAGAAGAUGGGGACUUUCGAACCCGCCAUCAAUGUGUUGGACUCGAAACUCCAAGGCCUGCCUGACCAGAUGGUGCAGGAGAUGCUCCAAACACUCGGGAUCGCAAUGUUCUGCGUUAACUCAUUGCCAGCAGAGCGGCCCACCAUGAAGGAAGUGGUGGCACUGUUGAUGGAAGUGAAGAGUCCACCUGAAGAAUGGGGUAAGACUUCACAGCCUCUCAUAAAGCAAGUGAGCCAGAGCUAA
This is a messenger RNA of Magnolia sinica, 4007 nucleotides long. Its product is annotated as LRR receptor-like serine/threonine-protein kinase RGI5. The transcript is spliced from 2 exons. Gene Ontology annotation, biological process: protein phosphorylation. The coding region runs from base 786 to 4007 and encodes 1073 amino acids. The record is from RefSeq and is a predicted model, not a curated record. NCBI's taxonomy places the organism in Eukaryota, Viridiplantae, Streptophyta, Magnoliopsida, Magnoliales, Magnoliaceae. Gene Ontology annotation, molecular function: ATP binding; protein binding; protein kinase activity.